CUUCUCGAUUCUCGAUCCAUCUAUUCCACUCCAUUCAGUCAAUCAGUCCCUUCUAAACUACAAUACUACAGUACCCGUUUCAUUAAUUUUCCGCUCGAAAAAGACAGAUAGAAGGAUGGAGACUCAUCAUCAGGCAAACAACAAGGACGUCGUUGUGGCCUCGAGCCAAGCCGAGGAACGUCAGGAAGAGCUGUAUACUGGUACUAGUGCUGAUGGUAGCGGUACCAACAAUGACGCGGCCGAUCUCGGCGACUGCAGCAACCAUGCUCCGCACUACCAUGGCGAAGCAAAGGCAGAUGCAAAGGCGGAGAAAGACUGCCACUCCUCCUGUCAACAGGAAGAGAAGGAAGAGGUCGACGUACCGGUAAGCAAGGGCUCCAUUAUUUCGGAUACGAAUAGCAAGAGCGAAACUCAGGCUUCUUCCUUGGAAGGGGAGGUUAAGGCUUCCGCCAGUAAGAAGCAAGCAACCAACGAAGGGUUGUCCACUUCGGAUGAUGGUGACAUCAAUAGUAGCAAUCGGAAUUCACACUUGGUUCAAGCCUGGGCAAACAGCAGUCAAAAUGCGCUGUCCCAUGGCGUCAUACUCGAGUCCAUCCAACCACUUCCUCCUCGUCGCCAGCGUCCCGUUUCGCAAGCAUCCCAACCCGGUGCAUAUGCCGUCCAAUCGCCAUUUAUGAAUGACCCUGGCAGCAGUAACAACAGCACAAUGGUUGCACCCAGGCUGCCCUCGUCCGAACAGCAACAGCAGCAACCAGACUACAUCCAUUUGUCACACGCAGAACCCGUAGAUCCUAAUGUUGAGCUACCAAUGGCACAGGAGUAUGACCAAGAAGGACAACAUUAUCGAGCCAGAAGACAAACGGAAAGGACCAACUGGCUGGUUGGCAAACUCAUUGGUUUUGGCCUGGCUCUUCUGGUAGUCAUACUCAUUCCCGUAGUCCUUCUCCACAACAAAGAUGCAACGACAACGACCACGACUACAGUGUCUCCAACACAGGUGCAACCACCACCAACUCCAAUCUCUUUAGAAGGUCAAAUACUCAGUUUCCUUCCAAACAACACCGUGACAAAGAUACUUUCACUUGGCAAUCACACGGCCCAAGCCAAGGCCUUUCAAUGGUUGCUCGAUGAUCCGUUCUUGGACACUUACUUGUCACAAGGAGGAUGGAGAAUCCAGCAACGCUUUGCAUUGGCAACUCUCUACUAUGCCCUUGAUGGCCCCCAUUGGCUGCGCAAUGAUCAUUGGCUCAGCUAUGGGAAUAGUAGUGGCCAUGAUAAUAAUGAAUGCCACUGGUUCUCCCAACAAAUAUCCAACUUAUGGCCCCCCAAGACUGCGGACGGAUACCCCUGUCUGGAUCAGAAUCUUACUGAUCACAACGGAACAGCCCAAGAACCACCUGGAGCUUUCACCCGGCUUUGGUUACACGAGAACGACCUUCAAGGGUCAGACGAGGAUCAUCGGGAAGGCAUCCCGAAUGAGCUCUACUUGCUGACAUCCUUGACCAGUCUAUCACUCUAUGCCAAUUCAAGACUGGAAACAACAAUAUCUUCCCAAGUUGGACAGCUCACAAAGCUGGAACUCUUGUACAUGGCCAGCAUGGAUGGUCUCACUGGAACUGUUCCGACAGAAGUUGGACUAUUGACAGGAUUGGUGGAGCUUCAUUUCCAAUAUAGCGGUCUGACAGGAAGUCUCCCCUCAGAGCUGGGGCUUCUAUCCAACCUCCAACAAAUGUACUUGGAUACCAAUCAAUUCUCUGGUCCGAUUCCAUCCGAGUUUGGCAAUUUGAGUCAGUUGUUGUUUAUGUACUUGUUCAACAAUAAGUUGACGGGACAACUGCCAUACCAGUUGGGAUCCCUUCCUCUUGUGGAGCAUCUGUCCUUGGAUGGGAAUGCCUUCUCUGGAACUAUUCCAUCCCAGUUUGGUCAACUCUCCAGCCUGACCGCACUGAAUGCUAGAAACAAUGCCAUCCAUUCACAGCUACCAACCGAACUUGGAUUGCUAUCAACCUCCCUGGAAUUUUUACAUCUGAAUGACAACCUGCUUUUCGGUACCAUCCCAUCUCAGCUAGGGCAACUCGCCCACUUGCACCAGCUGGUUCUUCACAACAAUGCCAUAACUGGGACUGUGGCCACAGAAAUGGGCCUCCUCCACAACAUGACAAACUUUGUCAUUAGUAAAAACUUUAUCCAAGGCUCAGUUACCUCUCAGUUGGGGCAACUUUCAAACUUGAGGGUGUUGGGUUGUUGGUCAAACAGACUCACUGGUAGCUUGCCAUCAGAGCUUGGAUUGUUGAGCCAACUGAUUGCUAUGCAUUUCGAUAUGAACAAACUUUCUGGAUCAGUGCCAUCCCAUUUUGGAUCACUUCAGAGCCUUCUGUUCCUCCAUUUGCAGGACAACAGCCUUUCUGGUAGCAUUCCUUGGGAGGUUUCCCGGAUGAGCUCUCUGAUCGAGCUAUAUCUGAAUCAAAAUGAGCUCACCUCAAGCAUCCCGUCACAGCUGGGACGAUUGUCCAACCUGACAGGCUUUAGCCUUCACAGCAAUUCUCUUUCAGGGGGCAUACCAACUGAAUUUGGAGCACUAUACAGCUUGACAGGUUUUGGCAUCUUCGGGAAUAACAUUUCCGGACGAAUCCCAAGUGAGUUUGGAGAACUCUCCAACUUGGAGGCUCUGUAUCUGGGUGAGAACCAAUUGUCAGGCAGCAUUCCUCCAACCCUGGGCAGUCUGCGUCAUUUGGACAGCUUGUAUUUCAGCCACAAUAGCUUGACUGGAACAUUGCCAAGCGAGUUGGCUCUUUUGACAAGCCUGGCAGUUCUGCUGAUAAACAAUAUGAAUCUGUCCGGGACAAUUCCUACAGAACUCGGUGCCCUGGGAAACACUUUAUUGCUAUUUGACAUUACUGGUAAUGACAGUUUGUCUGGGGUUGUCCCACACAAGCUUUGCUCGAUUGGAGCCAAUCAAUCUUGUCGUUUCAACUCCUGCAUGCUGUCAUUUGAGUGCACCGAUAAGCUUUGUGGGUGUCACUGUCCAUGCGAGUAGAGUGUUGCAAUCUUGGAGUGAACCCAGACUAGACCAAUGCAGUUUCAUUUGGUUUUAUAUCAUGAUUUUACCGGUGUUCAGCUUGUAUGUUCAUGGCUUCCCAGAAACCAAUUUCAUCGUGCAGUGGCUGCAUGGCUACCUCUGCACUGUACAGCCAGGAUCCAUGCAGCCUUCCGUUUCUGAGUGUUCCUUUGAAGCCGUGCCUCGUCCUUACAGCUGGCUCGCUACUCUUUUCUCAACUAUUCGGGCAACUGCUCAACAUAAUGGAUUGGUUUGAAUCGAAUCGAAUCGUUCCAUCCUGCUCGAAAUGGGUAAGGCGGAGCGACAUGCCAGCACAGCUCCAAAAGGUAAAGCAAGCUUCAGAGUUAUUUUGUCCGAAGUUGCUUUGUCCUCCGAUUUUCUUCGCACACGUCGCUCUUUCCCUUUGGCGGGAUUGUACAAUCAUAACAUAGAAACACAACGAUCCAGCCAUGUCCCAGGUCGUGAUAAAAGAGAUGGCGAAAGCCACCAACCAGAGACGUACGUGGGCUCGAAUCGGCACGUGUAGUUCCGGAUCCGGAACAGUGCUGGCCGUUCUGCAGUCAUCUAUUCUCGUUGCUUCUCAACACGGUCAGGAAACCUGCCCAAUUUUGAAUUUGACAGUUUUGCAUGUAUGAAAUUCCACAAUUGGCUGCACAAGUGUGAAAUUGAAAGCUACUUUCAUAACAAAUGUGAAACACUUCACAUGUGAAACCGUUCAGUUUUGUUUUGUUUGUUUUUGGGGGCACCUCUGUGAAACUAAAACUAAAGGUGACAUUCAAUUGUACGAUGUACCAGAUACAGCUCGUGAAACCAGCGGCUUUCCGGAAGUGCGGCUACUGGCCAGGUUUAUCCACCAAGGAUACUGGUCAGGGUACCUUUACUGGUUGUCUACCACUUCCGUUUCCGAAUCUGAAUGCGAUAAGCUAUGCGAUUGUUGCCGCAUCCUUUCUCCAAGCAAGAUCCCAGGACCCAGAGAAGUCCCUACUCCCUACUCAAUUAUUUGGAGGCAGACAUACAAGACAUCUUUGCUUCAGAAAAUUUUUACUUACCGAGGUAAGUAUCAUCUAUGUAGCUCAGUUGCUCCUUGCUACUCAGUAUGAUUCAAAGACACGCACGUGCUUGGAUCAAGGCAGUUUUGGCUGCCAGUGAAAAAUUCAGUGCCGGCAAAGAACCCAGUACACGGAGCAGCCACUUUGUUUCUUUGCUCGAAUGCUGCCAACUUUACAUUCCUUUCUCUGUAAAGUAAAGAAAACUAGCUAGGACCAGCUACCUGCGAUGCAACUUCCUUUGCAUUGUCAGCAACAACGUUUGUAAGCGGUUGGACGGUUGGAUUUUGCACAUAUCUGCCGCUUUGAUGGCACUUGGCUGCUUGGUUGGUAUUUACUGUUUACUGAUUACUGACUGGAGGGGCCAAACAGUAGCAGUAAUGGCAGUAAUGCAGUAAUUCCUCAGUAGCAGUAAUCAGGUACAGUAAUUUAAAGCCAUUUGAAGGCAGUAAAUCACAGUAAUUGCAGUAAAAUAGGGUGAUUACUGUCCUUUUACUGUCAUUUACUGUCAAUUACUAUUGAAUUGGCAGAUUUAUUACUGCCAGGAAUUACUGACUGCAGUAACUACUGGCCAAUAAAGGCAGGAAAAGUACAGUAAGUAACCAGUAACCAGGAAUUACUGGAGUAAUUACCCACCAAGCUUGGCUGUACAUACCGGUAUCCUUCCAGUGAUACAGCAAGCAGAAGAGACGUCUGCGACACGCUACGAGGCUCCAAGGUCCAAAAAAGUAAAAAAGCCACCAAGAAGCCACAGGAUCCGGUCCACAGUCAUUGUUCUCAAGGAGGGGUAAUGUCCGGGAGCAUUCCGUGUGCUCACUAUGUACUAGUAUACUCGAGUAAUGGUUUUAAUUAAAGUUACUUACUUGUGCAACUUGUCUUCAUCGUUCAUCGAUCGAGCUCAAUCGAAACACCAAAUUCACCAAGCACCAAGCUUGGUUGGUAUUUACUGUUUAUUCCUUACUGCCAUGAGGUCAGUAAAAGGAGCAGUAAUGGCAGUAAUGCAGU
This is a messenger RNA of Seminavis robusta, 5109 nucleotides long. Lineage: Eukaryota; Bacillariophyta; Bacillariophyceae; Naviculales; Naviculaceae. The record is from the annotation of a GenBank genome assembly.